AUGGAGGAUGGAAUUGCCAGGCAUUAUGCAGGAUAUACUCCAUCUGUGUGGGGCGAUUACUUCAUUAAAAACCAAGCUCCAAUCUCUUCCACUACUCAGAAAACGGAGGAAUGGAUGAGAGAGAGGGUGGAAGAAUUGGUGAGAGAAGUUAAGAAUUUGCUUGAUAACACUUACGAGGAUGAACUGCAAAGCCUUGAGCUGAUAGAUUCUCUUCAACGCCUUGGCGUAGGCUAUCACUUUGAAGAGGAAAUUGAUAAAAGGCUGAGAAAAAUUCAUCAUCAUAAUGGAAAAAUCGAAGGAAAUGAUCUGCUAGCUGUUGCUCUAAAAUUUAGACUGUUGAGACAGCAUGGCUAUAACGUUACAUCUGAUGUGUUUACUAAAUAUAAAGACGAUGAAGGGAGGUUUAAGAGCAUCUUGGCUAAUAACGUCCGAGGCCUACUUAGCUUAUAUGAAGCUUGUUUUUUAUCUACUCAUGAGGAUGAUAUAUUAGAUGAAGCCCUAAACUUUACAAAGCCCCAUCUUCAAAGUCUAUCAAAGGAUGACCAGCUUGACUCAGCCUUAAAGACACUAAUAUCACAUGCAUUGGAGUUACCUUUGCAUAGGAGAAUCCCAAGGUUAGGAGCAAGAUAUUAUAUGAGAGUUUAUGAGCAAGACAAGGAGAACAAAAAUGAUAUUGUCCUAGAGCUUGCAAAGCUGGAUUUUAAUCUUCUUCAGUUACUCCAUCAUGAAGAAGCCAAGAGCCUCUCUAUAUGGUGGGAAGAGAUUGUUCAUGAUGCAAAAUUCAGUUUCUCGAGAGAUAGAAUAGUGGAAUGUUAUUUCUGGAUUCUCACAGCAUACUUUGAACCACAAUACUCAAUGGCAAGAAAAAUAGCGACAAAGGUGAUUGCACUAUGUUCAAUCACAGAUGAUAUAUAUGAUGCUUAUGGAACUUCAGAUGAGCUCCAAUCCUUUACUGAUGUGAUCAUGAGCUGGGAUGAGGAAGCAGCUCAACAACUGAAAGAAUAUUUGAAAGUUCAUUUUCAUAAUUUUACUAAAACUUUACAGGAUUUCAACAACGAGUUAAGCAGCCAUGGAAAAUCUUAUCGCGUAAAAUACCUCAAAGAAAUAUUAAAAGUGGUAAUAAAAGCUUGGAACGAGGAAGUAAAAUGGAGAGAAGAAGGAUACAUUCCUGCACUUAAAGAACACCUGGAAGUGACGACAGUGACUACCUGCUACAAUUUGUUAGCAUGUGCAACUUUUGUAGGAAUGGGUGAUGUGGCAACAAAGGAAGUGUUUGAUUGGGUGUCAACAUUCCCAAAGUUUACCCAUCAAGCAUCGCUGAUAUGUCGCAUGAGAGAUGAUGUUGUAUCCCACGAGUUCGAACAGAAGAGAAACCAUGUUGCUUCUACAGUACAAUGUUACAUGAAAGAGCAUUGUGCUACAUUGGAUAAUGCUUGUGAGGAGCUAUUGAAAAUGGUGGAACUUGCAUGGAAAAGUUUAAAUCAUGAGUACCUUAAUCUAAGUGGAACUUUUUCCAAGGAUAUUCUCAUGAGAGUCAUCAACUUUGCCCGUUUUAUGGAAACCGUAUAUGUCAUUCAAGACAAGUAUACCAAUUCAUCUUUGAUAAAAGAUCACAUCUCAAAGCUUUUGGUUGAACCAGUUUCCAUUUGA
Molecule: messenger RNA, 1650 nt
Organism: Dendrobium catenatum
Lineage: Eukaryota; Viridiplantae; Streptophyta; Magnoliopsida; Asparagales; Orchidaceae
Product: alpha-humulene synthase-like
Exons: 7
Coding region: 1-1650 (549 amino acids)
Biological process (GO): diterpenoid biosynthetic process
Molecular function (GO): terpene synthase activity; magnesium ion binding
Source: RefSeq, a predicted model, not a curated record